Nilaparvata lugens (brown planthopper) is the source of this 3125-nucleotide messenger RNA. It is a transcript of the gene trh, whose product is annotated as protein trachealess. Gene Ontology annotation, biological process: regulation of transcription by RNA polymerase II. Lineage: Eukaryota; Metazoa; Arthropoda; Insecta; Hemiptera; Delphacidae. Bases 217 to 2979 code for a protein of 920 amino acids. The record is from RefSeq and is a predicted model, not a curated record. The transcript has 14 exons. Gene Ontology annotation, molecular function: DNA-binding transcription factor activity, RNA polymerase II-specific; protein dimerization activity; RNA polymerase II transcription regulatory region sequence-specific DNA binding.
GCUCAGUUGUGGUUGCUGCUUCCUCGUGGUCUGGUGGUUGGUGACUCUCACAAUAUUCUAGCUCACGAUUUUUUGAAGUUUCGGACGCUCGCCGGGUGAUUUUUGGAUUUCUAAAGUUUUGUUUCGGACGGAUAAUGUGUAAAUGUGUUGAUGUGCAAUAGUGGGUGAAUUUUGUGGGUGGAAAUUUUGGAAUAGUUGGGGGGGCCGAUUCGGCCCAUGCACGGGGGGGAACUGGAGCACUCGGGUGGAUUCGCGUGGGCCGCCGUGUUGGGGCAUGAGGGCCACACGCCCUAUGGGGCCGGCGCGCCCCAUCACCCCCAUCCUGCCCACGGGCAUGCCCCUAUGCCCAUGGAUCUGCAUGUGCCGCAAGGAUUUCCUUACUACAGAUAUCGAGAAGAAGCACUCUGCUGGUCUGACAGGAAACCGUCAGCUGAUGACAUCGGACAUCCCACCUCUGUCAAUGCUCGAGUGUACGGGGGCAAUUGUGUCCAGGAUUACUCAGCAUAUCGAUCUCAUGAACAGCAAAACGAUGACAUUUUGGAGCUGCGAAAGGAGAAGAGUAGAGACGCGGCGCGAUCGCGUCGAGGCAAGGAGAACUUCGAAUUCUACGAGCUGGCCAAGAUGCUGCCCCUCCCCGCCGCCAUCACCUCGCAGCUGGACAAGGCCUCCAUCAUCCGACUCACCAUCUCCUACCUCAAACUGCGCGACUUCUCCGGCAACGGGGACCCGCCCUGGAGUCGUGACGGGCCGCCUGCUGCCAAAUCGCUCAAAGGAGGUCAAGUUCGUUCGCGAACGCCGGCAACGGUGGCGAUGGAACUAUUCGAGCAACACCAGGGCACUCACAUCCUGCAAUCGCUUGACGGAUUCGCGUUCGCCCUGGCCGCCGACGGGCGAUUCCUCUACAUCUCGGAGACUGUAUCCAUCUACCUCGGACUCUCACAGGUGGAGAUGACCGGCAGCAGUGUGUUCGACUACAUCCACCACCAGGACCACUCGGAAAUGGCGGAACAACUGGGGCUCGGCCUGUCGCAGGGUCAGGGCCUCAACUCACCCGGAAGUGCUGGUUCCGACGAGGGCGGCAACUCUGCCUCGGGCACUGCCAACCCUGAUGUUGCAACCCUGAUGUCACUGGGGAGCACGUCAAUGUACAAAGGACUGGAUAGGGCGUUCUGCAUUCGUAUGAAGUCAACGCUAACGAAACGAGGCUGUCACUUCAAGUCUUCGGGUUACCGGGUGGUGCUAGUGCUAUGCCGAAUGAGGCCACAAUACACGUUCUCCCACAGCCGCAAGACAUCCCCUCCGCUUCUGGGUAUGGUGUCGCUAGCGAUCGCCCUGCCUCCGCCCAGUGUCCACGAAAUACGCCUCGAGACAGAUAUGUUCGUCAUGAGGAUCAACUUCGACUUCCGUAUAGCACACGUAGAACCUAGGGUAGCUGAUUUAUUAGACUAUACUGCCGAUGAACUGAUGGGGAUGAACCUUUAUACGCUUUGUCAUGGAGAAGACGCAAAUAAACUUAGGAAAAGUCACGUUGAUUUGAUCAACAAAGGGCAGGUGCUGACACACUAUUACCGGAUGAUGAACAAGAAUGGAGGCUACACGUGGGUGCAGACGUGUGCGACUGUCGUCUGCAGCUCCAAGAACGCCGACGAACAGAACAUCAUCUGUGUCAAUUAUGUCAUUAGUGGUAAGGAAUACAAAAAUCUAGUGAUGGACUGCUGCCAGCUGGAAGAUCAUCUCCCACAGAGAGGGGUGAAGAGGGAAGAAUCCACCGGAAACGACCCAGAGAACGGAUCACCAGAUGCUGAUAAAGAAGGGCGAAAUAGUGGAGGCGCCCAUAACCACGACCACCAUAACCACCAGCUGACUCCGCCAGAGAUGGACGACUCUUCGGAGGCCAACGAGAGAGGCGGCAGAACACAUCUCGAUCACACAGCACAGCUGCAGCAGGCUGCCGAUCCAACUCAGGUGAUGACACAGCCGGCCAAGAAGUUGGUAGGAGUGUGCGCUGACAAGGACGUGAUGAAACGACCACAGAAGAGGAAGCUGUCAGCAGUGCACCAGCCGCGGGAGGACGACAGCAGUUGUUGCAGUUCCGAGGACGAGGAACGACUCCGAAAACGCUACCCGGUGCUAAGUCCUGCCUCCUCCUCCUGCCAUUCAGUUCCAGUCGGCAGUCCGAAGCCUCCGAUCAGCACUCACGAUGACAGCGAGAGUGCGACAACGUCUGUGAAGGAUUUGGAACAUGCCAUGUCGAAGCAUCUUCCUAUUGUAAUAGACAAAGCGCCCACCGAUUUCAGUACGGAUACGUUGUUGAAACAGCAGCAGCGGAGUACGAUUCAGUGGAUAGGUGCGCAUCAUUUGCAGCAUAACUCAGCUUCGCAGACUACUGCGGGGUUGCCGGCGUCUGCUUUGUUGCGGCAACUGUAUGCUAACAGGGAGAGUGUGAUACGGGCCAACGUGCAGGCGGGAAGAACGGGAGCCGGAGCGUAUUACGCUACAGGUGACAUGGGGCCGCUACCGACCCCACCUGGCAGUGAAGGAUCUUACGAUCACCAGUUUGUCCUCGCACAUAACCAAAAAACCUCCUCCGACGCGUUCGGGAGUUUGGUGUCUUCCUACACGGGGGGUACAGCAGGGUACGACUACCACUCCGCCAUGACCCCACCUUCCUCCGUGUCGCCCCGUGACAAACCCCAGCAAGUCCACACGGGGUUCGAUCCCAGCACGACGACUUCCUCAUCGCCCUACACGGACGUCCUCCGUCACCAGUACGAGUCCCCCGCUCAACCACUGCCCCUCAAACCGCAGCCAUACACUCUCGACUACGCGCCCACGGGUUUGGAUCAGACCGCCCAGUUCUACCAUCACUCGGCCGGUUUCCAUCUCUAUCACCCCGCCAACAAAACGCCCUCGUCGGCGACGUCCGUCUACCCCGAACCUCUCAAGAACACUACCAAUUGGUAUUCUACGCCAACAUAGUUGUUUCGAUAGGUGUUAAGGACUUUGUGUUGAUUUUUUUUCGAUAGUAGGACUUGAGAGCCCUAAGUGUUGGCAGUUUGGAUAAGGUGCUUUUGUCAAAUCUACUCGAUACAUGAAUACCAUGAUCUCAAUGUCUUCAACCAAAC